AUGAGAUUUUAAAGGAAUUUUCUAAAAGGCACAAUAUCAACCCUUAAGAAUUAAAUUAACGCUUUUUAAAAAUUAAAAGGCAAUUAAGUUAAGCUAGUAAUAUCUAUGAACAAUCAGAUGAUGCAAUAACACAAAGAAGGAACACAUUUGAUUUCUUAAAUAAAGCAAAUUAUUAAAAAUCUAUUUUGA
Tetrahymena thermophila SB210 is the source of this 189-nucleotide messenger RNA. RefSeq lists its product as hypothetical. The record is from RefSeq and is a predicted model, not a curated record. Lineage: Eukaryota; Ciliophora; Oligohymenophorea; Hymenostomatida; Tetrahymenidae. The transcript has 2 exons.